Molecule: messenger RNA, 219 nt
Organism: Necator americanus (New World hookworm)
Lineage: Eukaryota; Metazoa; Nematoda; Chromadorea; Rhabditida; Ancylostomatidae
Exons: 2
Coding region: 1-219 (72 amino acids)
Source: RefSeq, a predicted model, not a curated record
AUGAAGUUAGAGAAUAUCACCGCAGGAAAGAGAAUAUCGCCACCGAAGAUCCUUGUCCAAGGAAUGGAGACGAUCCAAUGUCAAAGAAGGACGGGCACAAGGCAAAAGAUUAAUAGGAUAAUGACGGUGUCAGCAAAAUCUGUCGAGAGCGGAGUGAACGAAAUGACAUUGGAGUCCCCCAGUGAACGCAUCUUCGAUGUGUGCUCGACACUCAAGUAA